Messenger RNA from Chelonia mydas (Green sea turtle), 8819 nucleotides. It is a transcript of the gene YLPM1, whose product is annotated as YLP motif containing 1. The coding region runs from base 149 to 6859 and encodes 2236 amino acids. Lineage: Eukaryota; Metazoa; Chordata; Testudines; Cheloniidae. Gene Ontology annotation, cellular component: nucleus. The record is from RefSeq and is a predicted model, not a curated record. Gene Ontology annotation, biological process: regulation of telomere maintenance. The transcript is spliced from 19 exons.
UCCUGCACGGCACUCUUCUGUCCCGGAGGUCCAACGAGCCUCGCUACGCAGGCACUGUGCGUCGCACGCGCUGCUGCUGUCGCCACUCGCCGCGGCCUGUGGAAGCUCCGAUCUCCGCUUCGGCCGCCGCCUCAGACCCGGCCCCGCCAUGUAUCCGGCCUGGGGCCUGUACGGGGCGGCGGGGCACUACCCGCCGCCCCCCACCUCGAUACCGCCCCCGCCGCUGCCCGUCCCCCCGCCCGUGAUGCCCCCCUCCGUCCCGCCGCCGAACUACCCGCCCCCGGGCCCCGGUGUGGCCCCCGCGCCCGGGGCCUCGGGCUUCCUGAGCCUGCAGGAGCAGCACCUGGCCCAGCUGCAACAGCUGCAGCAAAUGCACCAGAAGCAGAUGCAGUCGGUGCUUCUGGGGGGUCCCCCGCCCGGGCCGCCGCCCCCGGGCCUGCCCCCUCCGCCUCUCCCCGGCUCCUUCACCGACUGGCCGCCGCCGCCAGUGCCUCCCCCCGUCCGCAGCUACCAGAAGCAGUUCAAGCACCGCGAGCCGCCCCCGCCGCCCCCACCCCGGGACCCCCAGGUCUGCAAGCCCCCGGCUCCCCCCCUGCCCCGAGAGCAUGAGACCCUCCAGCCGUCUCAGCCCCACAGCGACUGGGAGCACCUGCCUUCUUCCCCAGUGCCCAUGGACAUGGAGCUGUCCUCUCCGCCACAGUCGCCCCUGCCGCCUGAGCAGGCCUAUCCACCCCCUUCGCAGGCCUAUAUCCCCCCAGCCCAGUCUGAACCCUAUAUUCCCCCAGCCCAGCCACCCCCUUCCCAGUCCCCUCCGCCCCAGUCUUAUUUGUCCCAUUCUCAGCUCUCCCAGCCACCACCACCGUCCUAUUUAGAGCCCCCUCCACCAACUGCCCCUCAAUCCUAUUUACCCUCCUCCCAAUCCUAUCAGACACAUUCUCAGUCUUACUUGUCCCCUUCCCAACCAUCCCUUUCCCAACCAGCACAGUCUAGUUUGACACCAUCCCUUUCUCAGUCUAAAUCUCACUUUACUGCAUCCCAGUCAUCCUUGCCCCCUUCCACUCCUGCUCAGCAAGAGGCAGUGCAGAGUGCUGCUAAGGACACCAGUGACAGUUCUGACCAGCACAGCACCCCACAGCCAGACCCUUCCACUAUGACCCCCCAGGAACAGCAACAGUACUGGUACCAGCAACACUUGCUAAGUCUGCAGCAGAGGGCAAAAGCACAUGCACAGGGACAGCAGCAACCGAAGGGUCCAGGAAUAAUAGUGAAGGAUGCACCUGAGCAGAGAAUACAGCAAGAAGAAGGGAAAGUGAUUGCUCCUAAUCAGCAGUCUGACCCGCCUUCACUUAACGAGCCCCUCAUACCAGCUUCCAAGAAAGAGGAGCCUCCUGUCUCAUCUACUGAACCUAAGCUGAAUAUUGAACCUCCUGAGGACUCUGAGGAAGAUUUGAGGUUGCAGCAGUUGCAGGUGGCAGCAGCUCAGUGGCAGCAGCAUCCACACCAUCGAGUUGGCUUUCAGUAUCAGAGAAUAAUGCAGAAGCAUGCCCAACUGCAACAGAUCCUACAGAAGUACCAGCAGAUUAUACAACAGCCACCACCCCCACAGACAAUGUCAGUGGAUAUGCAGCUGCAGCAUUAUGAGACGCAGCAGAAACAGUUUCAACAACUUCACAAAGAGUGGGAGCGUGAAUUCCAAGGAUGGCAGGAUCAACUUCAGACCUAUCCUCACAAAGAUCAGCUUCAGGAGUAUGAGAAACAGUGGAAAACAUGGCAGGGACAGAUGAAAGCUACUCAGUCCCAUCUGCAGGAGAAAGUGAACUCACUUCGAAACAUGAAGAAUCAAUACACUGGGAAUGUUGCAUUGCCACCUCCUUUUGUUCCAUGCUCUCAAACCUCUCAAGGAGGCAUGCCUGUUAUGCCUCCAUCUUUGCCUUCAGCCACCCCUCCGCAGGUUCCCCCACCUCUGUCUUCUGAUCCUCAGUUGUCUAACUCAUCUGAACCCCCAACGUCCAGUCUUCAGGUUUUCCAGUCCGCUAAGACAACCAGGCCAGCUCUUCUUCCUAUUCCUGAUUCUUUUGUAUUUAAACUACUUGGCUCAUCUGCAACUUUACCUUGUCAUUCUGAAAUAACUACAUCUGCUGACUCUUCAGACCAAGGAAACUGUCAAGUUCAUCUGGGUAAGCAAGCUGUACCAUUUGUUUCUGUCUCAUCUGAACCAGCAUCUGGAGAACUGAAAACCUCUACUCCAGUAUCUUCAACCUAUGUACCCCCCACCUCCAACGUUCAAGAUAAACCAGUGAGAUCAGGUGGAUUGCUUCCAGACCCACCCAGAGGCACAUACUUCGAAGGACCAAGAGGUCCUAGGUUUGAUGGACUUCGGGGAAGAGGCUUUGACAGAUUUGAAGGGCCAAGACAGAGAGGACCUCGUUUUGAAGGCCAGCACUUGGAAGGGCCGAGGCCAAGAUUUGAAGGUCAGAAUUCAGAUGGACAGUCUUCAAGCAAAUGGGGGACUGUCCCCCGGGGGCCAGCAGCACAGUUUUAUACUUCCCCAAGUACAUCACAGAUGCACAGUUCCCGACCAAGCGGGUCACAGUGGAGGGGGCCCAAACCUCAACAGCAAUCUCAAGCAGAGUCCCGAACAGAAAACAGAGACGCUUUUGCUGAUGUGGCUGUCAACCAGGAGUUGGCAAAUAGAACUCAGUCUACGCCAAUUGCCUUUGAUACAGAUGCAAAGAAUUCUGGUCCAGUUCAGCCAGCUGAGGACCUGACAAAAGCUCAACAGGAGCCACCCAAAGCUAAAGUCAAAAAAAUUAUUCCUCGGCCUAAAAAGUGGACUUGGAGUUCUCAGGAUCCUGCGCAGCAAUUAGAAGAGACAAAACCAACUACUCAACCUCCAUCCAUUCAGAAUCAAAAACCAACACCACUUCCCAGUACACCUGUAACUGUGCAGUCUACUAUUCCUCCGAGAACAGGAGGAACAGCAGCCUUACCUCCAUCCCCUGUAACAGGAAAUAAAGACUUGAAAUCUACAGAUAGUAAAUUGCCCCUUUCAGAAAAUAGCCAGGGUAAAGUACUACCUGGAUCAGAAAAUAACCAGGGUAUAGGUCUGGUUCAGCCAGAAGAUAAUAGAGGCAAUGGACUAGUAAGCAGAGGCAGGGGUCAGGGCAGGCUGGACGACGGCCGAGGCAGGGGUCAGGGCAGGCUGGACGACAGCCGAGGCAGGGGUCAGGGCAGGCUGGACGACGGCCGAGGCAGGGGUCAGGGCAGGCUGGACGACGGCCGAGGCAGGGGUCAGGGCCGGCUGGACGACGGCCGAGGCAGGGGUCAGGGCCGGCUGGACGACGGCCGAGGCAGGGGUCAGGGCCGGCUGGACGACGGCCGAGGCAGGGGUCAGGGCCGGCUGGACGACGGCCGAGGCAGGGGUCAGGGCCGGCUGGACGACGGCCGAGGCAGGGGUCAGGGCCGGCUGGACGACGGCCGAGGCAGAGGGCAGGGCCGGCUGGACGACGGCCGAGGCAGGGGUCAGGGCCGGCUGGACGACGGCCGAGGCAGGGGUCAGGGCCGGCUGGACGACGGCCGAGGCAGGGGGCAGGGCAGGCUGGACGACGGCCGAGGCAGGGGGCAGGGCAGGCUGGACGACGGCCUCGACAGGGGGCAGGGCAGGCUGGAUGACUGCCGAGGCAGGGGGCUAACAAACAGAGGCAGAGGAUUGCCCAGACAGGCAGCCACCCGAGGCCGGGGGAUGAUCCAGAGAGUGAGCAACCGGGAGGAGCAGCUGGAUAGGCGGUCAGGUAGCAGGGAGAAGUUGCCAGAUGGGCAGUCAGGCAGCUGGGAGAUGGGGCCAGUUGGGCGGUCAGGCAGCCGGGAGAGGGUGUUGUCUGGCCGAGACAAGGAACCAGCUGGCCGGGCAGACAGCAGGGAUAGGGGGCAGUCAGGAAGCUGGGAGAGGGGCCCUAUCAUGCGGGCUGGAAGCCGGGAGAGGGGUCCUGUCAUACGGGCUGAAAGCUGGGAGAGGGGUCCUGGCAGGCGGGCAGGAAGUCGGGAGAGGGGUUCUGUCAGGCGAUCAGGUAGCCGGGAGAGGGAAAUGGGCAGGCCUGAAACAGGCAGUAUUGAUAAACCAAUCCGCCUAGGAGACAACUCUGAGAAAUUAUCUCUGUAUCAUCGAGAGGAACAAACCAGGGCUCCCUGGAGUCACGAAGAGGAGAGAAUGCAAGAGGAACCUUCGUUAGAUAGACGAGAUUCCCAUCCUUUAGAGCGCGAACAAUUGGAUGAUUGGGAAAGAGAUCGAUAUUGGAGAGAGCAUGACACAGAUAUUCAGGAUGAUCAUGUGGAUCCAUAUGAUAGAGAUGACAGGUUACCACUCCGUCUUUCAUUGCCUCCACUAUCACCUCUUCCUCCUCUCCCUCCUUUGUCUUCUGAUCUUGACAGACGAGACACUUGGUGGGAUGAUUGGGAAAGGCCAAGGGAGAGGGAGCUGGAUAGAGAUCUGGACAGGAUUGGAAGACGCUUGGAUGUUUAUGAUCGAGAAUUAGAUAGAGAAUGGGACAGAGAUUACUUGAGACCUCUGGAUGACAGAGAUACACCGAGUCAUGACCUGGACAUUCCUCCUCUUCCACCUUUGCCACCACUUCCACCUCUGGACAGGUACCAUGAGGACCGGUGGAGGGAGGAAAGAGACAGGGAUCUCUAUGACAGAGACCUCCGAGACAGGGGAGAGUUGAGGAUCCGAGAGUAUCCAGAGAGGCAUGAUGCAUCAAGGGAGAAGCGAGAUUACCUUCCUGAAAGGACUGACUGGGAGAGGGAACGGUUGUCAGAUAGAUGGUAUCCUGAUGAAGCAGACAGACUACGACCUUUGGGGGAUCAGCUUGAUCCACCCCUUCCACCACCACGUUCAUCUGACAUGCUGGGAGCAGAGCCAAACCUGGACCCUGAACAGUCACUUGGAGGGGUAAUGGUCCUUAGUCAAAGGCAGCAUGAAAUAAUCCUGAAGGCUGCCCAGGAGCUGAAAAUGCUUCGGGAACAAAAAGAACAGCUGCAGAAGUUGAAAGAGUUUGUGCCUGAUCCCCACAUGCCCCAACUGUCAUCACAGGAAACUUCUAGAUCACAAACCACAACUACAAGGCCACGUGCCUUUCAGGCAUCUUCUCAACUGCCACCUGAGACACCAAUAGAAUCUCAGCCUAUCAAACCUUCUCCUGCUGUUAUUAUAAAGCCACCAGUGUUGUUCAGGCAGCCCACCCUGGUGACGAGGCCAGGUGCCCCGGUGACAAGGCCAGGUGCUCCGAUUCCGGCUUCAGCUACAACCUCAAGUCAGGCUCCUGCAAUAAAGCCAACAUCUGGUGCUGUGAAACAGGAACGUUGGGAUGAGGAUUCUUUUCAUGGACUCUGGGAUACCAGUGAAGAUAAAGGAGCAAAUUUGGAGUAUGCAUUAUGUAAACCAGAAUCAGUGCUGCCACACACAGUAUCAUCUUCUGGGAAAAUACCUCCUCCAGGUCAUACUCCCAUUCCAUCAUCUGUACCAUCAUCAAUUCCUAAACCACCUCUAAUUCAACAGACUGUGGACUAUGGCCAUGGGCGGGAUAUAACUACCAGUAAAGUUGAACAAAUUCCCUAUGGGGAGAGAAUAACUCUGCGUCCAGAACCUUUGCCUGAGAGACAACCAUUUCCAAAAGAACAUCCAGGCCAGCGGGAUCGUUACAACAGAGAGAGGGAUCGUGAGUCUUACUUUGAGCGUCAAGGCAAUGCAAACACAGAUUACCGAGAUUUUAAAAGGGAGCGGGAACUGCACAGAGACCGAGGCUCAGGAGACUAUGAUCGAGAGAGGUUUGAGAAAGAACGCCAUCUUCGAGAGGACAGGGCACCUCCAACUGGACCGUCAAGGACUCAGUCUUACCGUGACAAGAAAGACCAUCCUUCCUCAAGGCGAGGGGGCUUUGAAAGACCAUCAUACGAACGAAAGCCUGAUCGCCCGACCUAUGAUCAUGGACCUUCCAUAUUUGGAGGUGAUCGGAGAAAUUACUCUGAGGAGAGGAUGCCUAUUUCUGCUCCAUCAGUACCCCGCCAGCCACCCCCUGCUCCCCGGGUAGAGAGGAAACCAGAGUCUAAGAAUGUGGAUGAUAUUUUGAAGCCACCAGGACGGGACAGCAGGCCAGAAAGGAUUGUCAUCAUAAUGAGAGGAUUGCCUGGCAGUGGAAAGACACAUGUAGCAAAACUCAUCCGGGACAAAGAGGUGGAGUGUGGAGGACCGGCACCCAGAGUUCUCAGCCUGGAUGACUAUUUCAUCACCGAAGUGGAGAAAGAGGAGAGAGACCCAGAUACAGGAAAAAAAGUGAAAAAGAAGGUGAUGGAGUAUGAGUAUGAAGCUGAUAUGGAAGAGACCUACCGCACCAGUAUGUUUAAAACUUUCAAAAAGACCUUGGAUGAUGGCUUCUUCCCUUUCAUUAUCCUGGAUGCCAUCAAUGACAGGGUGCGCCAUUUUGAGCAGUUCUGGAGUGCAGCGAAAACCAAGGGCUUUGAGGUGUAUUUAGCUGAGAUGAGUGCAGAUAACCAGACUUGUUCCAAGAGGAAUAUCCAUGGACGCAAGCUAAAGGAGAUCAAUAGGAUGUCUGAUCACUGGGAGACUGCACCACGUCACAUGAUGCGCUUGGACAUUCGUUCUUUGUUGCAGGAUGCUGCUAUUGAAGAGGUGGAGAUGGAGGAUUUUGAUGCUAAUAUUGAAGAUCAGAAAGAAGAAUCCAAGAAAGAUACAGCAGAGGAAGAAGAAAGCGAACUGGGUUACAUUCCGAAAAGCAAAUGGGAGAUGGACACUUCUGAGGCAAAGCUAGGUGAAGUGGGAGAAUUAACUCUUUCAUGCUGGUGAUCAGAUGUGCUUGCUACUUGCACUUAGCAUCAGAAACUUCUGAUUCGCAGUGGGAAAGUGUUGAUAUGACUGCCUUGUCACAGAGUUCCUCGACUUCUCCAUUUGUCGCAGUUUAAAUGUGUGUGCUGCUCUCCUUUUCAAUGCUGUUUAUUCUGGAGACCCUUAUAAUAGCAGUGGUCUGUGUUGAGUAAUUUGUGAAUAAUACUAGAUGGGCUUGGAAGUACCUUUACUGCUGGAGCAAUACAAAGGAAUUUCCCAUGCCUAGAGUUUCUCUCGUGAAAGGAGAUGGCAUCUCUCUAUGGAGCCGUAGUCACAAAUUUGCAUAUUUGACUUUGCAUUGUUUCUUCUUUUAUUCUAUGUAACUAUUAGCACUUCAGGAAAGCAGAUACAGCUAUUCUGUGUUGAUUUUUAACUGUAGUGUCUUUGGGGAGGGAAUUCAAAAAUGCUUUGCUUGAACAGAUGAAAGAUUUGAAUCUGUCCCAAUUAAAUGGGGCAUAAUGGAUUCUUGAAAAUUCUAGCAUUGAAUGAGGGAGGGAUUACUUUAUUGGUUUGUCGUGUGAAGUUUUACUGAAGUAUGCACAAGUCACCAUUUGUUUUUUUUUUGUCUCGCAUGACCUCCAGUACUACUCUGCUCUUCGCUAUUUUAAAUAAAACAAAAUUCAUCUAUGUACUGAAAUUCUUUGGAUGCACAUUUUUAGACUGUCCUUUUCUGCUGCCCAGCAAAUAGGUUGCUUUGUAUUUGAUUAGUUUCAGAGAUCUCCUGUUGGCUAAUUUAAUAACAUCAGUGACUUCUGAGCUAGUGUGUCUGUCAUCACUGGCAAUGGUUUAAAGAGAACACCAAAUAACUGUAAAAAGUCACUCUACAUAUACUUUAAUGUGGCAGUGAUUAUAGAAAUUGUUUAAAAUAUAGGGGCAACGAACUUACUACAUGACAUUAUGAACCAGUGAGUAAACACCAAUGGGAAAAAAAGGUAGUGGAAUUAUUUUUAGCUCUGUAAAGCCAGUUUCAUAUCUUCACACCUAUUAGUCCUUAACCUUAUGUACUUGGUCUCUUUUAUGUACUUGGUCUCAUUACCACUAGCAAUCUGCCUUGAAUAAGUGGCCAAAAACAGGAAGUUCAUAUAACUCGAUAAAUGUCAUCUUGUUUCACCUCAUCUCUCAGGCUGGUCACUCUGGUUCAGUAAGCAACAGAAGAAAAAAAUGACCUUUGGACAAACUUACUUUUUGAGCAUUCAUGUGUGUGAGACCUCUCACACCAUGAAUAAUAGAUUCUGAGUCUUUCUGCAGUCCCAGGAUUUUGUGUUUAGUAGAAGCAGUUCUUCAAAAACUGCUUACUAUACAGUCCUUAGUAGGUUUAACAGUUUGAUGGACCCCAAGUUCCUGAUAUUGCAUGUUAUACCAUGUUUGACACAGUAUUAAACCCAACACUUGGAAGAAAAUGUGUGGCAUUAAUAUUGUGUUAAACUGCAGAAUAGAUGGGACUGCCAUUCCACCAACAGCUUCCAGCAGCAGUGUUAUGCCUGCUGAGCAUGGACUCUGAAUGAUGUGAACUUCCAGGAAGAUACGUUUUCCUCCCUCAUACAAACGGCUAUACUGAGUGUUACUGACAAAAUUAAUAUGAAAGAUAAAUAAAAAUUGGAAAUGGGGGUGAGUCUUUAGAGUUGAAACAAACUAGAGAUCAUUCCACUCAUCAACACAAUCUGGAUGUGCAAGUUCUGCUGCUGUGAAAUACAGACUCAUUCUUUUGAAAGUGUUCCCUCUCUCAUCUUGUUUGUGUGCCUUUUACACAAAUUUUCUCCUUUAACGCUGAGGCUCUGUGUUUGUUCUCAGACAAGCUGGAUGGCUUGCGGACAGGCACAAAGAGGAAACGUGAUUGGGAAGCAAUUGCCAGUAGGAUGGAGGAUUAUCUUCAGCUUCCAGAUGACUAUGAUACACGUGCUUCUGAACCUGGCAAGAAGAG